Molecule: messenger RNA, 408 nt
Organism: Symbiodinium natans
Lineage: Eukaryota; Dinophyceae; Suessiales; Symbiodiniaceae
Source: the annotation of a GenBank genome assembly
AUGCCGUAUCCGGUUCCGACGUCCAAACAGUAUGCGUCGAAUGCCGUAUUCAUCGUUCAGAUUGCCUUGUGGGCAAUGCUUUUCCUGGGAGACGCCAUCUGUGAGGCGAUGAAGGACAUCGCCACGUUCCAACAUGCUCGUGUCGUGACAAAUGGCGAAAGGAACAAGAUGAUGUCGUUUAUGGCGGUUUGGCUCGCAGACCCCUCAGUUCCAGCAUUGGGCGGCCCAGGCCCCAUGGUGGUGACCUUUGCUUGCAAAGGUUGGGAACAUGGUGUCGGCCCAGCUGCUCAACACCGGAGCGUUUGCCUGGACCUGAGCUGGGCCCAUUUGUCCUUGCCAAGCGCGUUUCGGCUUCGCUUUCUGACGCAGCACAUGUACAACGCCCGGCAACAAGACAGGGGUCUCUAG